UAACAGCGCCAGCCACUAGCCAGUAGUGCUCAGCUUGCGCACACUGCUUGAGUUAUUCGAGGCCGAUUGUGUUACGUUUUGACGCAUAAAAUCCGUACAGUUUAUGCGGGUAAUGAUCGAUUCGCGUAAUUUAUUUUCACAAACGUUUAAUUUUACCAUAAGUACAGUGAAAUAGCAUUGUGAAUAUUGUAUGAUAGUGCCGUCAAUGACAUCGAUCACAUUAAGGUUUUAGAUUAAUUUCAUCAGCUUCCCUGUCUAUGGAUAGUAUUUAUCAUAUGCUGAUAAAAUGUGAAAACCUUUUAACAGUUUUUAUUGAUUUAAUCAAUAUUCGGGUUAGGAGUGAUUGCUAGAGUGCAACAAUUUAUUUGUAAAGUGAAGCAGUCAUGAUCUAUUUAUUUUGCCUUUAAUAUAUCUCGUGAUGCCUUCCUAUAGUCAAGAAAUUAACGUGGAUGUAAAUUCAAAUGAUGAUAAUGCCUUCAAGGCAAAAAUAAAUGAAAACAAAAAUGAUCAAGUAAAAUAUAUGGCUACGGACGUAGCUAACAACGGAGCCCCAGAAGGUCUUAACGCCGAUCAAAGACUAGCUUUUGCAUUGAGGGAUUUUUUGGGACCUGCAAACAUGGUUUUAACCGACGACGGCCCAUCUCCUUCUAGUAUAGAACAGCCAAUGCCUUUUAUCGACGAAACUGUGGAUACCGAAGAUCCUAUGCAGUCGGAAGAGGAACCGCCCCAGAAUCAUGAAACUGACGAGGUUUUAAACAAUGCAGCCUGCCGACUAAGGAGGUGGCGGGCGGCAUCUAGGAAACUUCGACGACCACGCAUUAUCAACAAUUUAAGUGCAGAAGAUGAGUGUAAUGGUGUUGUGAAAACGUUUAAUGGUGGACAUACGGAUCUUGCAGACCGCUUGCGAAGCUUAGCCGCGGCAAGCAACAUGUCUGCAUCAGCUGGCGAGUUGCUCUCAUUGGCGCCGCCACCUCCCGCCGCCACUGCACCGCCCUCUCCUGGGUGUUUACUUACACCUUCGUUAGCUGAUCAAAGUUGUGCGGAAUAUUUUGGAUCCAGUCCAGAAUGUUGCGCUGACAGCAGCGGCUUGAAAAGUAACAAUACAGCAGGAGUCCCGUUACCGCCGCCCGGACCACGAUAUAAGCUGGCGACGGAAGGAGCCCUCAGAGUCUGCUGCUUCCAGCACACUAGAACUGUUGUAGACAAGAUACUGGGUGCUAAAUUUUUCAGAAGAUGGGAAACUCAUAUUCUCUCGCUCCUCGAAGAUCACGUUGUGUCGAAAACUCCUUCGGGUUUACUAGAACGUCCGAUAUCUUAUAGCUGCAUGCAAGAGGUCUACUGUAUUUCCCGCUGGGAUCCAGCAAGGAAAUACUGCUUACGAAUCGUUAUGCCUCAUGGUUCACUUCUAUUACAGGCAAAUGACGCUUACACACGGGACCAAUGGUACUACUCAAUUGUAUGGAGAAGAAACAUGAUAAGAUAUCGCAAUUUCUUAACAAAAUCUGUCAGGAAAGAAGUAGUGUUGAAAGAGCUUAAGAACAUGGUGGAUUUUGCGAUGACAACUCCUCUGCAAGACGAGAGCGUAACACGUGCACCUCUACAAAUUCUUACUGACUUGCUGUCAGAGAAUAAGGAUGGUCAAGAUUGGGAAGAAUGGGCGGAAAAUGUAACCAGCGUAGCUGCGCCGUUGCUGGCGGAGCGCUGUGUGAACGGCGAGCUUUGCGCACUGCUCGCACGGCUGUGUCAACGGAGGCCGCGUUCGGCGCCGCUGCCUGCGCUGGCACCGCCAGUCCGUCGCGUGUUAACUAGGAAUGUAGACUUCGGUAAAGCACCUACUGCUCGCCAAUUCGUCAGAGAUUACAUAAGUGCUCUCAGCGCACACAACUCCGGUAAGAAUCUCGUGCGCCGGUUCGUGCAAGUGACGCACGGAAGCGGCGCCGCGUGCCCACAUCCGCGAGCGGCACCUAACCUCGCGUCCGUCGCACUCGCUGCGAUUGACGACCGCUAUCGCGAAGACUGUUCUCCUCAUCGUUGCGACGACAGUGAGCUGGAAGUGCUCUGUUUUGCAGAUAUUCUAGAGCAUAUGUGUGAAUACGAUGACUGGCUAGUCGUAGUUGGUGGGGUACUCCAGCCGGUGCCUUUUAGCGCCGGCGCCAUGAAAUGUCCGCGAGUGGCAGCGCGCCUCGGGACCGUGCUGGAGCGGCUGGCGAGCGACCCGCGCUGCGCGGCGCACACGUGCGUGGCGCCCGCCCGCGCCGCGCGUCCCUCUCCGCCCUCGUGGCUACGGGUCACGGCACCUUCUGAUCCUGCGCUGUCACUGCCACACAAACAACUGUGCCAACUUUGGGGAGAUAUGUUAAAAACUCUUCUCGCCUGUUGCUGUAAGCGAAAAAGUUUCCUUCAAAGCAUGAGCAAGCAUCUACCCGAUUUCGUAAUAGUGGCCCUCACUGAACACCCGGCAGCGCUAGAAGCAUUAUGUCUAAUGCUAGAAUGGGAAGUUGCUAGUGGCGAACAAACGCAGCUCGAAAUUAUAGCCGCAUUGCAAGGAACUGAACUGGGCCAGCGGUAUUACAAAGACCUGUGUGAACGUCAACAAACGCUACAAAGAUUGCAGGCUCAGGGCGGGCCGCGUCGGCUGGCGCUGCCGGUGCGCGCGACGGACGCGGACGUGGCGGCGCUGCUGGACGCGGGCGCGCUCGGCAACCUCGAGUGUCUCAGCCUGGCCUUCACCAGCGUCACCAGCGCGUGUGCUCACCAUUUGAUAAAGUUACCAUCACUGCGCUAUUUAAAUUUGUGGGCAACGAAGUUUGGCGAUAGUGGCGUACAACUCAUAGCUGAACAUUUGCCACGUCUGCAAGUUCUUAAUCUUUGUGAAACUCCUGUAUCAGACAAAGGAAUCGAAGCAUUGUCAGGGCUAUCAAGUUUAAGGCGAUUAAAUUUGAACAGCACGAAGCUGUCAGCGGAAGCCUUUGAAAUAUUACGACAAAGAUUGCCGCAAUUACAGGAGUAUGACAUCAGAUACACGGAGGCGUGGUGACAGCGAGCUCCGACGUGCAGGUCCAUGUCCUUCCCCGAUACCCUGGUAUAAAUAAAUUGGGACCUCUAAAAGUAAAUUCGCUGGCCGAUUUACCUAAUUCAUAAUUGUGUUAAGUAUGAAUCAUCAACCAGAGUACAUUCAUUCUCUUUUCGCGUGUUCAAACGCAAUACAAAACGUGAAACUCAUAAACACUACAACACCUAGUCAUAUCUUCGUUCUUUUUAACUUACGCAUUUCUUCAAUCUGAGAAAUACAAUAAUAACUGUCUUUAUAACCUCAAAUGUUAUCUCUGUUGUUUUAAAUCGACUCUUUCUUGUUCAGGAUAAGGCGUAAAUUAACCCGUUUCAUAGUUUUGAAUAAAAUAAUCAAGAUAAUAUAGUAUAAUGUGCUCUCAAUACUGGGUUUAUUUCAUACAUAUAAGUAAUAUAAAUUGUUCAUCAAGCAUCUUUAUCAAAUAUAAAAUAUGUAAUACGUAUCUACAUUGUAUAAUAAGUACCUUCAAUCAAAUCAUUCAUAGUGAGCCUAAAACCAAAACCAAAUAGAAAGUAAAUAUUAUCACAUUGUUAUGAAUUACAAAAUCCCUAAAAUAAAAUAAAAAUUUUAGAAGGAAAUGUAAGAAAAUAGAAAUAGAAUUUAAUGUUAAUAAACGGUGCAAAGUUAUAUAUUAAUUAAUAUUUUAAUUAAUUUGCAAUAAGAAUUGCAUUUAAGAUUAUUGAUUGUACCUUUCCAUGUGUGUUAUUUAUUUGUUAUGUCGUCACCUUGAAUAUGUAUAUUUAUAUAAGCAAUAAGUCAAACCGGAUGCUGAAACAUGGAGAUAAUAUAUUAAAAUUUGGACAUUACAAGAAUAGAUGGUCUUUAUAUAUUUAUACUCAUAAACUUAAUUUUAGUCUCUCCGGAAAUACUCACGCUUCGAGUCUGGUUGAUUUUGUUGUUUGUUGUUCUCCUUAGUAUUGUAAUAAAUUAUUGUAUCAUUUUAAAAAUAACGACGAAUUUAACACUUAUAUUGAUUAAUACGAGCCGAGAUGGCCCAGUGGUUAGAACGCGUGCAUCUUGACCGAUGAUUUCGGGUUCAAACCCAGGCAGGCAAAACUGAAUUUUCAUGUGCUUAAUUUGUGUUUAUAAUUAAUUUCGUGCACGGCGGAGCAGGAAAACUUCGCGAGACAACCUGCAUGUGACUAAUUUCAACGAAAUUCUGCCACAUGUGUAUUCCACCAACCAUACACAUGGUAUAUUUUCUAAACAUUCUCCUCAAAGGGAGGCCUUAGCCCAGCAGUGGGAAAUUUACAGGCUGCUAAUUGAUUAAUUAUUAUUUAACGUAGGUAAUGCCGUCUUCGUCAACGUUAACGUAAAUUACUAUACACAAUUACUUCAUUUAUAGAAUUAAUAAUCUACUCUACAUGUAAUGCAUUUAUUUUUUAUACAUUUUGGUAGCAAACGAUUUAUCUUUAAUUAUUUUAAAACGAUUAUUUACACUUUCCCACCUUGUUAUUGUAGUUAGAGAAUGUGCAAGGAGAAAACAGUUUUAUUAAUUAAGAAAUUAUGAUCCAAAGAUGGAAAUAAUUUUAUAGAGUGACAUAGAGUAAUUUAUUGUCAUAUUUGCAUUAUAAAGAAUACGCUUAAAUGUAAGUAUUGUUAGUUUAAGGUUGUUAAGGUCGACAGGGCUGUGAGACUGUAUGAGAGGCGUAGAUAGUUGGAUAUAACUGUUGUCGAUCCUGUGUUGUGUAGAUAGUAAGGUCUAGAUAUACAUGAAGAUAAAUGAGGACACAACGAAUUUAAUUAUGUAACUUGUUAAAUUAUUUUUCGAUACAAGCUUCUUCGAUUUUCUUAUAAGAAACAAUCUAAAGAUCUCAUAGUGUCCUCAAUUAAAAAGUCUCAUUUGCGGUUUGCUAGAAAAAAAAUAUAUAUUUGAAAUAUUAUUGGUUAAAUGAAUCUGAAUAAGCUUGUACUGUCUCUCUUAUUUUUAAAAAUCUAGCUCCAAUUAUUGUCUUUAUGUACGUUAGUUAUAAUUAUUGAAUAAGAUUGUAAUGGAUGGUCAACUCGUUAUUUAACUCGUGGCCAAUGUAUUAUAAUUUCUUGUGCACACUUAGAUUUAUUAAAAUUAUAAUUA
Vanessa atalanta (red admiral) is the source of this 5144-nucleotide messenger RNA. RefSeq names its product C-Maf-inducing protein-like. Bases 419 to 3037 code for a protein of 872 amino acids. The transcript has 14 exons. NCBI's taxonomy places the organism in Eukaryota, Metazoa, Arthropoda, Insecta, Lepidoptera, Nymphalidae. The record is from RefSeq and is a predicted model, not a curated record.